AUGCCACGGAGUAUUGUGAAGUACCUGGAGUACAAUGAGCCAUCAGGAGCUUCGCAGAUCCGUGUGAUUUCCAGAGAUCCCAACUUCUUAUCCAGUUACUUGAAGGGGGCGGUCCGCUCGUCCCACCAGGCUCCGCCCACAUACAGACAAGCCCCGCUAACAUACGCCCAGGCACCGCUAGCCUACUCCCCUCCUGAGUCCGCGUACCCGCUAGCACAGUCCAGAUAUGCCCAACCCGGGGCUGUGCUACAGAAGAACCUUGUUUUAAGUGCAACAGCAUCAGAUCAGUGGGACUAUGACGACAUGAGCGGUGGUACGUCCUUGGGACCCACUCAAUGGAGCCAGGUAUACCCAACCUGCGGAGAACCGUUCCAGUCGCCUGUGGACAUCACAGGUUCCGCCAUUUCCUUCCACCCCCUGGACCCCAUUAGUCUCAGUCUGACUGGGAACGGGGUCAACUCGGUGCGGAUACAGAACACUGGAAGCUCAGUGUCGCUGGAGUCCCUCACCGAGAAUGUGCUCAUCGGGGGCGGUAACCUGCCCGGUACGUUUGCGGUGGCCGGGAUUCACUUUCACUGGAGUAGGACAGACAGUAUGGGCUCGGAGCACAGGCUGGAGGGGAAGGCCUAUCCCAUAGAGGUCAGUGAAAGCAGGUUAUUUUGUUGUAAGGUUAACAAUGGUGUGUAAUCCAAAGCUAUACUGGAGGAGGGCCGACCCCAGGGUUCCUCUCUGAGCUGCACACUUUUCCUUGUUUUCAUAAACGACCUGCCUGAGAUAUUGAAAUCAGAGACAGCCCAAUAUGCCAACGACCUAGCCAUCUGGCAUGCAAGUAAACAAGCUGGCAUUGGUGCACGGCUUAUAAAUGAGGAUCUAGAUAGAUUCAACAACUACUGCUGCAAGUGGAAACUAAAAGCAAAUUGUACCACGACAAUCCACACUGUCUUUACAAAAAGCCACAAAGUUGCAAAGAAAAAUCUCACCAUUUCACUUGCAGGAAACAAACUAGAAAAAGUUGAAAACCCGACCUACCUAGGAAUCGAGCUGGACAGACAGUUUUCAUGCAAAAACCAUAUCUGGAACCUGAAGACCAAGGCCAACAAGAGACUUCACCUUCUCAGACGACUG
This is a messenger RNA of Aplysia californica (California sea hare), 1125 nucleotides long. Its product is annotated as carbonic anhydrase 1-like. Lineage: Eukaryota; Metazoa; Mollusca; Gastropoda; Aplysiida; Aplysiidae. The transcript has 5 exons. The record is from RefSeq and is a predicted model, not a curated record. Bases 1 to 687 code for a protein of 228 amino acids.